ACUCCGGCGCGCGCGGAGAUGGACGUGCUUCUCCAGGCGGGAGAUGCGGGCGACUGGGUUUACAAGGGGGAGGGCGCCGCGAACCUCAUCCUCAGCUACACCGGCUCCUCGCCUUCCAUGAUUGGCAAGGUACUCCGGGCCAAGAAGAUUCUAAAUGACAAGGCACAACCAUCACCAACUUGUGAGGUCUUCUCAAGUUCUGAGCAACUUGUGUGGGGCGAGAUCCCAGGAUUGGUCGAGUCUCUGAAGCAAGAUUGCUUGCCACAAGCCUAUGCACAGGUCAUGAGCCAACAUCUGGGUGCCAAUCAUGUUGAUGGAGGGGUUCGUGCCCGUGUGUCUAAGGAAUUUUUGGAGAUUGUUGGAAAGAAUGUCCUCAGCUCCCGGCCUGCUUGGCGAGUGACUGCAAGCGCAAUUGAUACCAGCGCUGAUUCUGCCCUUCUAAUUUCUGACCACUCCUUAUUUUCUGGAAAGCCUAGAGGUAGCAGUUGCAUCGCAGUGGAGAUAAAGGCCAAAUGUGGGUUCCUUCCAUCAUCAGAAUAUAUAUCACAGGAAAAUUCUAUUAAGAAACAAGUAACACGGUAUAAGAUGCAUCAACAGCUCAAGUUUCAUCAGGGGCAGAUAUCGAAGAUAAGUGACUACAAUCCCCUUGAUCUGUUUUCUGGGUCGAAAGAAAGAAUUCGCACAGCAAUCAAAUCAUUUUUCUCGACUCCUCAGAACAACUUCAGGAUUUUUGUGGAUGGCUCGUUACAUUUUGGUGGCAUGGGAGGUGGUGCUGAUACGGUCCAUCCUGAUGAAACAGAGAAGUGUCUUGAAGAUCUGACAAAGGUUAGCGGGCUACAACCAUCUGACCUUAUUGAGCUGCUGUCAGAGGCAAUAUUUAAAUCUGGGGUAUUGGAUAAGCUCUUGGUCACUCAAAAACUGGAUGAUCAUGACAUCGAAGGGGCAAUUCAUCUGUAUUACGACAUCAUUUCUCAGCCUUGUUUGGUCUGCAAAAAUAUAACUGAUGCUGAGCUAUUGCACAAGUACUCUGUGUUACAUUCUCUUUCUUUGGACAAGAGCUGUAAGAUUGUCAGGGACUUCCUUAUUGCUGCUACUGCAAAGGACUGUAGCCUCAUGAUGUGCUUUCGGCCAAGAGAGAGUGAAACAACAGAUUCGGAGUAUGAUUCAGUGUUCCUCGAGUCAGUGAACCGAACCUAUGAUUACAAGGCGUAUUUUGUUGAUCUUGAUGUGAAACCUCUGGAUAAGAUGCCACAUUAUUUCAAACUGGACCAAAAGAUAGUCAACUUCUACACAAAAAAUGGGGAGGUUGGGCGUGUUCCAUGUGAUUCUUCAAAGGGAGGUAGCACUAGUGGCGACGACUCAAAGAUUCAGUUAGAACAUUGAGGAGUUCCUUCAUGCCUCUGGAGCGGAAAGUGCACAUGAGAUUGGUCACCUGUUUUCUUCUUGCGGCUGUUGUUGUAACCUUGUAAGUACAGCUCCACUGUUGAGGAGCUCUUUCCCCCUUUCGUCGGGGUGUUUAUUUUACAGCAGAGUGGUUGCUAUUGUCGUUGUAGCGUUAUGAGUUGUACAGCAUAUAUACUGGGUGCCUUGUCGCGGCGGAAUAUACACCAAGAAUUUGACACACAAAGCAUCAAAAUGUACCGACAAACCCUUACUUUUACCAGCGGCAACCACAUGUUUUGUAAUGUUUGCAGUCUAAAUGAGGGCUCAAUUAUGCCUUUCUGGCCA
Molecule: messenger RNA, 1728 nt
Organism: Lolium rigidum
Lineage: Eukaryota; Viridiplantae; Streptophyta; Magnoliopsida; Poales; Poaceae
Product: inositol-pentakisphosphate 2-kinase IPK1-like
Exons: 7
Coding region: 19-1383 (454 amino acids)
Biological process (GO): inositol phosphate biosynthetic process
Cellular component (GO): nucleus
Molecular function (GO): inositol-1,3,4,5,6-pentakisphosphate 2-kinase activity; ATP binding
Source: RefSeq, a predicted model, not a curated record